Molecule: messenger RNA, 1360 nt
Organism: Arabidopsis lyrata subsp. lyrata
Lineage: Eukaryota; Viridiplantae; Streptophyta; Magnoliopsida; Brassicales; Brassicaceae
Product: serine/threonine-protein kinase ATG1t
Exons: 11
Coding region: 88-888 (266 amino acids)
Biological process (GO): peptidyl-serine phosphorylation; autophagosome organization; autophagy
Cellular component (GO): cytoplasm; autophagosome
Molecular function (GO): protein serine/threonine kinase activity; ATP binding
Source: RefSeq, a predicted model, not a curated record
UUCUUUUCACCAAAUUUUCAUUUUUGUUUGAAACAAUGGAAAAUUUAUCUUUCAUUGCUUGAAGAAGAUAAUCUCUGGAAACCAAUCAUGAUGCUGGAGGAUUACACUGCGAAAUCGAAGCUCAGUGAGAGUUCAACGUCAACAGUUUGGUUAGCGAAGCACAAGUUAACCGGAGAAGAAGCAGUGAUGAAGUGUUUCGAUCUCUCGAAACUCAAUCGCAAUCUCCGAACCUGCUUAAACAACGAGCUCGAGUUUCUAUCUUCCGUUGAUCAUCCCAAUAUCAUUCGUCUCCUCCAUGUUUUUCAAGAUGAGGAAUUUCUCGUUAUGGUUAUGGAAUAUUGUGAUGGAGGAACUUUAUCAUCGUAUAUUCAACGUCAUGGUAGAGUUGAAGAAGAUAUCGCCAAGAGAUUUUUGAAGCAAAUUGGAGCUGGUUUGGAAAUUAUUCAUGAUAAUCACAUCAUCCAUAGAGACUUGAAACCUGAGAAUAUUUUAAUUGUUGGAUCUGGUGAUGAUUUGGUGUUGAAGAUUGCUGAUUUUAGUCUGGCAAGAAAACUACUUCCGGGAAAGUAUCUUGAGACGGUCUGUGGUUCUCCGUUUUACAUGGCUCCUGAAGUUCUUCAGUUUCAGAGAUACAAUGAAAAGGCUGAUAUGUGGAGUGUAGGAGCAAUCCUUUUCGAGCUACUUCACGGGUAUCCACCAUUCCGGGGUAAUAACAAUGUUCAGGUUCUAAGGAACAUCAAAUCUAGUACAUCUCUUCCCUUCUCUCGGCUGAUUCUUCAACAGAUGCAUCCUGAUUGCAUCGACGUCUGUUCAAGAUUGCUUUCUAUUAACCCAGUUACUCGUCUCUCUUUCGAUGAUUUCUACAACCACAAGUUCUUGAGGCUAUGAUUGAUUUGUCCAUGAGAGAGCUGCAACACUGGGAAUAGAAGAUUCUCAGAGAGCUGCAACACUGAACACUUCAUUUGCUAUGUUAUUGGUUGAUAUCAGCGAAAGAGAUGUCCACCAUUCUAUAAUAACCGAUCAUCAGAAUGGGAAUGCUGAACAAGGAAGCGUCUUGCGAUUUAUUGUUUGCAGGAUGCAUACCUCCCACAGAGGCUUCUUGAAAAACUGAUGUAUAUAUACAAUACUGUUGAAAUGGCUCGUGUAACUGGAGUCCCUACCUCCUAUCUUAUUUCAAGAGGAGAGAGCAUCAACGUAUUGUACUAACGAUGAAAAGGCAAUGUGGAUCAAUGCUUCAUCACUAGUCCGGUCAUUUCUACCAUGUGCUUUGAUCACGUGUUUAGGGGUGGUGCUUGUCGGUUGGUCAUUCUAAUCAGCCAGCCUCUUCUCCAAAAUUAUGUUAAAUCUUUAGAAUUGUUCA